Messenger RNA from Myripristis murdjan (pinecone soldierfish), 1794 nucleotides. It is a transcript of the gene btbd6b, whose product is annotated as BTB (POZ) domain containing 6b. Gene Ontology annotation, biological process: neurogenesis. Gene Ontology annotation, molecular function: protein binding. The transcript is spliced from 5 exons. Bases 189 to 1628 code for a protein of 479 amino acids. Lineage: Eukaryota; Metazoa; Chordata; Actinopteri; Holocentriformes; Holocentridae. The record is from RefSeq and is a predicted model, not a curated record. Gene Ontology annotation, cellular component: cytosol.
CCUGGCGGAGCGGCGGUGAACCGGAAGUGGAGGCUGGAGGAUGUAAAAUGGCUUCCAGCGACACGAACCCGAACCUCCAGCCCGUCCGUCAGAGCCGAGCGAGCGCGAGCCGCGGCCGCCACUGAGGCGACAGGAAGAGGCGGCGAGCUGCCAGCAUGCUCUGAGGUCACGACCCCGCCGCAGACAAGAUGGCUGCAGAGCUUUUCCCCACCACCAUCAGCACGGGCGUUCCCAACGGCAACGAGGCCGCCGCCGCCAAGAAGGGCCUGAUCGAGCAGAGGGAGGCGGAGCCUGAGGCCACGAGCGCCAACGCCCAGCAGAACAUCAGCAACAACAACGUGGAACCCAGCAGCUGGCAGAACAGCCACCCCACACUCCGAGAGAGGAACGCCUUGAUGUUCAACAACGAGCAGAUGGCGGACGUUCACUUCCUGGUUGGCCCUCCAGGAGAGACGCAGAGAGUCCCCGCCCACAAGUAUGUGCUGGCGGUGGGCAGCUCCGUGUUCGGCGCCAUGUUUUACGGCGACCUGGCCGAGGGCCAAUCAGAGAUCCUGAUCCCCGACGUCGAGCCGGCCGCCUUCCUCAUCCUGCUCAAGUACAUGUACAGCGAUGAGAUCGAGCUGGAGGCGGACACGGUGCUGGCCACGCUCUACGCUGCUAAGAAGUACAUCGUCCCGGCGCUGGCGAGGGCGUGCGUGACCUUCCUGGAGACGAGCCUGGAGGCGAGGAACGCGUGCGUGCUGCUGUCGCAGAGCCGCCUGUUCGAGGAGCCCGAGCUGACGCAGCGCUGCUGGGAGGUGAUCGACGCCCAGGCCGAGCUCGCCCUGCGCUCCGACGGCUUCUGCGAGAUCGACCCGCCCACGCUGGAGAUCAUCCUGAGGAGAGAGACGCUGAACGCCCGGGAGGCCGUGGUGUUCCAGGCCGCGCUGGACUGGGCGGCGGCCGAGUGCCGGCGGCACGGCCUGCCGCCCACCGCCCUCAACAGGCGGGCGGCGCUGGGCAAGGCGCUGUACCUGGUCCGGAUCCCCGCCAUGACGCUGCAGGAGUUUGCGGACGGGGUGGCGCAGUCCGACGUCCUGACGCUGGAGGAGACGCACGACGUCUUCCUGUGGUUCACGGCGGCUAACAAGCCCCGGCUGGAGUUUCCUGCGGCGCCGCGGGCCGGCCUGACGCCGCAGAGGUGCCACCGCUUCCAGUCCUCCGCCUACCGCAGCAACCAGUGGCGCUACAGGGGGCGCUGCGACAGCAUCCAGUUUGCGGUGGACCGGCGGAUCUUCAUGGCCGGGCUCGGCCUGUACGGCUCGAGCGGCGGCAAGGCGGAGUACAGCGUGAAAAUAGAACUGAAGAGGCAGGGGACCGUGCUGGCCCAGAACCUCACCAAGUUCCUGUCGGACGGCUCCAGCAGCACCUUCUCGGUGUGGUUCGAACACCCGGUGCAGGUGGAACAGGACACCUUCUACACCGUCAGCGCCGUCCUGGACGGGAACGAGCUGAGCUACUUCGGUCAGGAGGGCAUGACCGAGGUGCAGUGUGGGAAAGUGACCUUCCAGUUCCAGUGCUCCUCGGACAGCACCAACGGGACGGGCGUGCAGGGCGGCCAGAUCCCCGAACUCGUCUUCUACUGCUGAACGUUCCGCACCAAGAACCGCCGCGGACGCCGUGUGACUCGACGUGUGACUCGACGUGUGACUCGACGUGUGACUCGACGUGUGACUCCACGUGUGACGAGCUAAUUUAUUGAGACUGAAGGUGUGACGGGUUAAAGUGUCUGAGAGGAAACAAAGCUUUACCGAC